This is a messenger RNA of Austrofundulus limnaeus, 1388 nucleotides long. Its product is annotated as pancreatic secretory granule membrane major glycoprotein GP2. The transcript is spliced from 9 exons. Lineage: Eukaryota; Metazoa; Chordata; Actinopteri; Cyprinodontiformes; Rivulidae. The record is from RefSeq and is a predicted model, not a curated record. Bases 9 to 1388 code for a protein of 459 amino acids.
GCGCAACAAUGGACCUCAGCUCACCUCAGGUGGUUGGUGAUGUGACGGUCUCUAAGGACUCACCUGGAGUCAUUGCUGUGGUUCUGAUCAAGGACUUCAAGAUUACUGUCUCCUUUGACGGCUACACCGCACACAUCCUUGUUGAWGGAUCUACUGGAUCAUCUCUGGAGGGUCUGUGCACAGACUCCAGCAGUGAAGCAAGACUCCCUGGCUGCAGCUCCACCAACUGUGUUCCACAUGAUGGCAUGGACGAGGAGACGGUCUGCCCCAAUAACACAUUAAGCUGUGACUACCUGAARRAGGCACCCUUCCCCUCCUGUGCCAUYGACCGACAGCCCUACUUGGUCGCCUGCAMAAACCUUUUGUCCAGAUAUCCUGCAGUGGACGGCCUCAAGUGUCAGUUCCUGACGGCCUACGCCAAAGCCUGCAGCCUGUACAACAACACUGCACUGUCUGGCUGGAGGUUCAAGACUAAGUGCCACCACCACGGGGCCUUCUGUAACAAGACCUGCAAAGAUCACGAAUUCUGUGCAGAGGCGUUAUCUGGAGAAAACCAGUGCUUCUGUCGGGCCAACUUUGCCUGUGAAAUCAGAAACAGUUAUACUUAUGGUCAUCCACCGGUCUGCAUAAAGAACCAUGCUUCUCUGACUCUGUACAACUGUCUGCUGGUGGAACAAAACAUUGACUACACCCGCUUACACCUGAUUGACCCAACCUGUACAGGUCAACUGAAUGAGACGGACAACACAGUGACCUUCACCUUCGAAGCUGACAACUGUGGAACACAGAUCARCGCCAACAAUGAGAGCAUCAUCUACAAAAACACCGUCAUGAGCCAGAACGUCACCAGCCAAAUCAUUCGCUCUGAUGUGGUCAUGAUCGACUUUUCCUGCUACCAGGCCCAGCCGAACCUCCAGACUACGACCUUCACCAUCAUGGACAAUGCUUAUAAAGGGAUCAUUGWAGCAGGACUUUGGAAUUACACUCUGUUCAUUAAGGCCUUCAUUGACGAUGGUUGCACCAAACUUGUGGAUGCAAAUACUCCAAUGAAACUGAACCAGAAGGUCUGCGUGAAACUGAUCACUGAGGGUCUGGAUGAAGACAGAGUUGUACUGGUGACCGACCGCUGCUGGGCAACUGAUGAACCAUCACCCUCUGCAGCAAAUUCCUACGACCUGAUUGUUGAUGGCCACCCUAAUGACCCAACAGUGACCAUAAGAGACAACGGAAGAGAAACCCACAACUCUUUUUGCUUCAACAUGUUUGAGUUCUCUAGGGGCUCAAAUAAAAUCUACCUGCACUGUGCAGUACACCUGUGUGUGAAGAGCACCAACACAUGUGAACCGGUACGUCUCACUGUCAAACACACCACAUGGAGGACUGACUGA